CACCAAUCCAUCCAUCCUUACGCAUUAGCUACACUCCCCGGCGUCGAGCCCCCGCGAACCCUAGACCGCCGCCCUCGCAUCUCCGCUCGUCGCCGCGGGGUACUCCCUCCACCCGUCUAGUGGGAGUCGCGGCGGGACGUCCCCGAUCCGAGCUCUCUCCGCCUUAGGGUUUUUGGGGCCGGCCAUGGACUCCAUGGAGCAGCCGGAGCCCAAAACCGCGGGCCACUACUACGCCCUUCAGGUUGGCUCCGUUUUCCUGACGGGCUACUACAACGUCCUGACGAACCAGCCGCACCUGGCGAACCAGUUCUACACGGACAACAGCAGUGUUGUUAGACUGGACUGCGAGACGGGUCGGUGGUCGUUUGGAGAGACGGUGGAGGUUAUCAAUGAUAUGAUGAUGUCCAUGAAACUAAGCAAGGUUGAGGUUAAAACAGCGAAUUUCUUAGAGUCAUGGGCUGGGGCGAUUACGCUGUUGGUUACUGGCCUAGUGAAAUUGAAGCACUACCCUGUUCGCAAGCGAUUUGCUCAGAAUAUUGUUCUUGCUCCAAAGGAAGAUGGAUAUUUUAUAUUCAGUGACAUCUUUAAGCUCAUUUGUGAUGAGUAUGAUGAUCAGUACCCUUUUGCUGAUUACAAUUGUGCUGACAACAUGCCCCAAGUGGAAGCGUCUUACACAAUGGCUGAAAUAGGGUCUGAUUAUUUGGAUGGAGAACCUGAGGCACAGGAGACUGUUGAUCCUGCUGAAAAUCAUGUGCAGCACCAAGAUUAUUUGGAAUAUAAGGCUGGCAAUGUGAUUGAUGAUGAAACUCAUUUGGAAGAGCAUAUUCCCCCAUUCCCCAGUUCAACGGAUGUUAAAAGGGAUUCACCUCUUGCUCUUCCCCACCCUCCAUCACCUACCCUCGAAGAACCUGUGGAAGAAGCACCCAAGACAUAUGCUUCAGUGUUGCGAACGAAAUCAAAGGCAACGCUGGCGAUUACAGAGUCACAGCAGGCUCAACAGCUGGCCCAGCAGCCACAGUCUGCCUCAGUGCAUGAAAAGUCUAACCUGGACAACCACCGGGAUGUUAGCGUCCCUGAGGAUGAAGAAGAGUUUCUUUCGGUUUAUGUUGGGAAUCUUUCGCCAUCUACUUCGGUCUUUGAUCUUGAGAAAGUGUUCCAGGCUUUUGGAAGAAUUAAACCUGAUGGAGUUGCUAUCCGAAGCCGCAAGGAGGCUGGAGUAUUCUUUGGCUUUGUUGAGUUCGAAGACAUGUCUGGUAUUCAGAAUGCUUUAAGUGCAUCUCCAGUAGAGUUAAAUGGCCGUUUUGUUCAUGUUGAAGAGAGGAGGCCUAACUGCGGAUUCCCUCGUGGAAGAAGAGGCCGUGGAAGAGCUGAUUUCUCAAGGGACCAAGCUGGUGGGAGAUACGACGGGGAGUAUGCUACUCGAUCGAAAGGAAUUGGGCACCAGAAAAAAACUGGACGCCAGUAUGACAGUUACUACUAGUUAUGUACCGCUCUGCUGGUAAAUGGCCGUGUACCAUUGGUGUUCUCUACUUGGUGCUGUUCUGGCCAUAAUUUUGCUAAAAGUCACAAUGAUGUCGGGACUAGUAUUUCUGCUUUGUUGACAUUCGGCGGAGUCUUUUUUGGGGGAUGGGCAUCUGUUACC
Zea mays is the source of this 1642-nucleotide messenger RNA. RefSeq lists its product as uncharacterized. NCBI's taxonomy places the organism in Eukaryota, Viridiplantae, Streptophyta, Magnoliopsida, Poales, Poaceae. Bases 185 to 1480 code for a protein of 431 amino acids. Gene Ontology annotation, molecular function: mRNA binding. The record is from RefSeq and is marked provisional. The transcript has 9 exons. Gene Ontology annotation, cellular component: cytosol; ribonucleoprotein complex.